Drosophila elegans is the source of this 2487-nucleotide messenger RNA. It is a transcript of the gene Atac2, whose product is annotated as cysteine-rich protein 2-binding protein. The record is from RefSeq and is a predicted model, not a curated record. Bases 82 to 2454 code for a protein of 790 amino acids. The transcript is spliced from 5 exons. Gene Ontology annotation, molecular function: acyltransferase activity, transferring groups other than amino-acyl groups. Lineage: Eukaryota; Metazoa; Arthropoda; Insecta; Diptera; Drosophilidae.
CUACUCAACAGGCGGUGUUGAUACCUCGACCAGCAUAAACAAAAAAAUAAUUUGUUUGUUUUGGGUAAUUAAACCAACCAAAUGAACCGCCCGAGCAACUGGGACGAACCCCAAGGACCCUGCAGAUACUGUGAGCUGGCGGUGGAGGAUGACAACUACCUGGAGUGCCAGCAAUGCCGUCGAAUGGUGCACAUCAAGUGCCUGCCACAUGCGAGCACGCCUGGCGAUCUUUUGGGCGACGUCUUCUUCGAGUUCACGUGCGUCAAGUGCGUGGUGGACAGGAUGCAGGGAUCGGCUCUGCCCACGUCCCUGGAAUCCGUCAAGGAAGUGUGUAUACGCCAAAGGAUUCCCUGGCUGCUGGUGCUCACUCUAACCCUGUACAACCUGUCCAUCAAACAGAAGGGUCUGGGUCACCACGGAUUCUUCCAUUGGCGCACCCACAUCAUUAGCUUUGUGGACAAAAACUGGAACUACUUAUUCGGAUCACAUGUGCGCCGUCGCAAGCAGUGGACUGGUUCCGUAUCCGGAGCUCUAUCGCACAACAGCCCGGAGUACUUUCAGUCGGGACUGGAUGUCUUCCAGGAGCAUGGCUGGUGGAAACUUGCCAAGCCGUUUCGAACACCCAGAAGCGUCCUCAAAGAAUAUGCGAAAAAGCAGCUGCAGCGUCAGCAAUUGCGCAUUGAAAAGCGUUUGCCCGCCACGGAUGAGACCAGCUGCAGCAGCGAGAUUUCAGUGACCGAUCAUAGCCAGGACAACAGUCAACUUACAGGGGUAGAAGCUGAGUCAAGCCAUACAGCAGAGGGCUGUGCCCGUACCAUUCCCUACAUGGGUCGGCAGCCAAAGGUGCAGGCACCACCUUCACCCUUGCCACAAGAAACGCUUCCAACGCCACCAGCUCCUCUUGAAAAUAUAAUUCCAACCAGUCACGAGGAGGAGGAAGAGCCGCAGCAUCAGCCGUUGAGUAUGGUUCAGGCAAGCCUAAUGGAUUUCCUGGCUGAGAGUUUGGGAGGCGAUGAUCUUAGCAUGUUUGGCAGUCUACCAGGCAUAAUGCCACCUCCACUGAUUGGAGCGGGUAAAAGUGAUUUCUUCAUGACCGAACCUUUGCUGCUAGCGCCUUCCAAUAGUGAAGGUCUGUACGAUAUGGACUCAAAUUUCAACAUACCAACAAGUACCACAGAAGAGGUCAGGGGAAGUAAACAGGUAAAGGAAGAAGUCAAAGAGGAGACCAAAGCCAAUUCAAUCGAGGAAACCAGCGCCGAAAGUGGUGAUGAGCAAAAACAAGGCGAGCAAGAGGAUGAGAACAUGGAGGAGGAUGAAACCUCGGACUAUCAGCCACGCAUUCUGCAGGUUACAAACUAUCAGGCGCAGGAGCCAGGUGAUGCCAUCAAAGAGGAGUCAUUGGAAGAGGAUGUUCAGGAUGAAAAUGACACUUUAGAAGCACAAACCACUUUCCUAGAACCCUGCAAACCAAGUGGAUUUGUACGCCAACCUCGUAGAAAUUGGCCAUGGUUGCAGGAGGCGCAGGAUUCCGAUGACCUAGCCAUUCCCAGCGAGAAUCUCCAGCUGAUGAGUGUUUACGAGGAGCAAAAGUUGUAUCAACGUCUUCAUAGAAUUUUCUCCCUGGAGCAGCAAUGCCAAAUAUCGAUACCCGCCUAUGUGCGGCGUCUGUAUCGAAAGCUCGCACUACGCAAAUGGAAGAGGGACCACAAUCGCCCCAUAUUCAACCUCGACGAGCAUAUAGAUCCCUUGGGGAGAGCACGCUUGAAGAUGCAGGGCCAUCAGAAGUCCCAAAUACUGGAUAGAUAUCAACUAUUGGCCCAUUCGCGGCAGGAUGCAAGGAGCUCCUUUCACGCUCGCCUGGCAGGAUGCACUCAGUACGAACUCUUUGAGUCGCCCUACUCUCAGAGGGUGCUCCACCCUUUCAUAUUCCGUAGCGAAACGAUGUCUCCUCCCUGGCUCAAACUCAUGUGCGAGCUGCAGCAUCGUGGAAAUCAAUCGCAUCCCACGAGAUCCACUAUCGACUUUUGCUUUGUGAGACCGCAGCAUAUUCCAGCGGUGAAUGCAUUACUACAGAGUUCUUUCUGGCCCAACAUUGAUGUGAGUGAGUGCCUCAGCUAUCCGGACUACAGUGUGGUGGCGUUGUAUAAAAAACUAGUUAUUGGCUGCGGAUUCCUGGUGCCCGAUGUGGGUUAUAACGAGGCCUACAUCUCUUUCAUGGCUGUGCGUCCGAAUUGGCAGCGAAGUGGCAUCGCCAGCUUCAUGCUAUAUCAUCUCAUCCAGACUUGCAUGUCCAAAGACAUAACGUUGCAUGUUUCCGCCAACAAUUCAGCCGUAAUGUUGUACCAGAAGUUCGGUUUUAAGAUGGAGGAAAUCAUCCUCGACUUUUAUGACAAGUACAUCCCACUGGACUCGAAGCAGAGCAGAAAUGCAUUCUUUUUAAGAUUACAAAGAUGAGAGGAGUUUAAAUAAAUUUGUUUAUCGUUUAAA